AUUGUUCGCCAUUGUCCAAGUAAGAAUUAUAUUGCGGGGGCGGGGCCGGACCGCCAUGCUAACCGGUCGAAUGCUGGAGAGGCUCCGGAGAAACAGGGCCCCUUAGGCUGCAAACGGCAGAUUCAAAUGAUGAAAAACAAGCUGAUGAGACACCCACGGCUGCGGGAGAG
Messenger RNA from Pelobates cultripes (western spadefoot toad), 170 nucleotides. Lineage: Eukaryota; Metazoa; Chordata; Amphibia; Anura; Pelobatidae. The record is from the annotation of a GenBank genome assembly.